Molecule: messenger RNA, 495 nt
Organism: Aureobasidium uvarum
Lineage: Eukaryota; Fungi; Ascomycota; Dothideomycetes; Dothideales; Saccotheciaceae
Source: the annotation of a GenBank genome assembly
AUGCCUGCAAGAGUCAUCGUUGUCGGUGCUGGCCGUAAGUCUUCGGAACCCAUCAACUCUCUCAUGAUUCUAGUCCUGACAUCGAGCNNAGUCUCCGGCCUGAGCGCCGCUCACACCAUCUACCUGAACGGCGGAAAUGUCGUUCUGCUCGACAAGAACAGUAAGUACAUGCGCUUCCUUGUCAGGUCACGUCUUGCUGACCUGUCAUCUACAGACUUCAUGGGAGGAAACUCCACCAAAGCCACAUCCGGAAUCAACGGUGCCCUCACCCGUACACAGACCGAUCUAGGCAUCCAAGACAGCGUCAAGCAAUUCUACGAAGACACUCUGAAGUCGGCCAGAGACAAGGCUCGACCCGAUCUCAUCAAAGUCUUGACCUACAAGUCAGCCGGUGCCGUCGAAUGGCUGCAAGAUGUCUUCAACCUGGAUCUGACACUUGUUUCGCGUCUCNNGGGUGAGUUUACACCGAAGCAUCCAUGUCGAGUCACAAACUAA